Messenger RNA from Cylicocyclus nassatus, 534 nucleotides. NCBI's taxonomy places the organism in Eukaryota, Metazoa, Nematoda, Chromadorea, Rhabditida, Strongylidae. The record is from the annotation of a GenBank genome assembly.
AUGCCAACAAGUUUCAUUCUCUACAACAUUGCUAAAGCGAAUAUGCUAUCCUAUAUAUUCAUUGUGCUACUUCUUACUUGCUCCUGUCUAGCCAAUCGAAAGCAAGCAGUAGGUGUUAAAGGUCGUCUUAUGUGCGAUGAUAAACCGGCAGCAAGAGUGAGCGUGAAGUUGUGGGAAGAAGAUCACGGAACAGACCGCGACGACCUGCUGGAUCAGGCUGUGACUGAUGACAAUGGUAAUUUUAAACUUCAGGGCUACGACACCGAAGCAACGGAUAUUGAGCCGGUCUUCAAAAUAUACCAUGACUGCGAUAACGCAAUACUGCCUGGGAAAAGAAAGGUGAAGUUUUUGAUUCCCUAUCAAUACAUCUACAACGGUACAUCUCCUAAAAAGCUAUUCGACAUUGGGCUGUUGAAUCUUGAAACAAUAUUCCCCAAAGAAGAGCGGAAGUUAGCUGGUUUUAGCGAAAUGCGUUAUGCACCAGGACUGGCUAAUGCUCAAUGCCGUAUGGCCCUACAACGAUCGAAUCCGUAG